AAACAUGCACUUAGCUUAGACGUACUAAAACAACAAUUUUGCGCAAAUUUUUUGUUAAGGUACUUCAGUUUGUUUUAAUGUACAAACAAGAAGAAAGCUUUUGAUUUAGCGGUUUUUGCACAGAUAAGAUAAUAUUUAUAUUGAUAUUACGAGUGUGCUCAUUCUGUACAAGUUUUUAGUUGUGUGAUUUCCUGUGUUUCUGUUUCUGGCCACAGAAUAACAGGUUUCUGACCAUUUUCUACCAUGGAAGAGGUUAACAGAUACAAGGAAAGACUUUCAAUUAUGUUUCAAGGAAGCUCCACAAGUGAACAACAAAUUGAUUACGUGAUUGAUAUCGUUUUAAAUAAUUCUAAUAACAAUUUGCUACCUUUUGAGAAUAAAAUCGAGAUUAUGACAGAUCUUUUAUUAGAAUCGGGGGAUUCCCUCUUAUCGUUGAAAGGAGGAAAUUUAGAAGCAAAUAUCACAAAUUGUGCUAGCAGUGAGGAAGGAGCCGUUGGUUUUGCUUACACCAAGCCUAGAUUAACCAAAAUUGAAAUCAAUUCAUUGUUAACUCUCUUCCCAGAUAUUUGUCCCAAAUUUCUGGAUUCUUUUGUGGCAAAAAACCCAACUAUGAAUUUUGAUGAAAUUGUAAAUGAAUUGUCCCAAACCGAAUAUGCAAAACGGGAAAUUGAUCCUUUAGACAUGUGGAACGACUUAAAACAAAUGUUACCUAACGCCGAUCCCACGUAUUUGCGAAAUCAAGCACGAGUUCUGGCCAAAAGACCCCUAGAAGAGUACGAAGAGUUUCUAAAAAAUGCCAUCGAAAAGAACGACUAUCCCACCUUGCAGGAUUACUUGAGGAAGCAAGAAAAACUUGAAGAUAUUUCAGUGUACACCAAUCACUUUACUGUGGCUAAUUUCCUGAAAAUUGUGCCAAAACCGGUGGAAUUUUUCACAAGUCCUGAACGUGAAGCUAUUUUAGCUGACACGAGCGAAAGUGAUAAAGAAUUCGCCCUCACUUUUCUAUACAACCAGUUUCCCUACUUACGCCAGAACCAAAUUCAAAAAAUCUUCAACAGCUACGGCCAACAUUUGGUCAAAACUUGCAAUAAACUGAAGGUUUUGCCUCGAGAUUUCCGCAACCCACGGAAGCACAUCGAACAGGAUGAAUGUUUCAAUGUUAAAUUAUUACAAGAAAUCGCAUUUUUGAAACACGAAAAGUCAAUCAGACAGUACCUAAAAUUGCAAAAUGACAGAUAUCGUAAAGCUUUGGACGAGGCCAGAAAAUACGGCUUGUUGCAAACUUGUCUUUGCUGCUUUGACGAAGAGCUCAUUCCUGAGGAGUGCCUAUUUUGCGAUAAAAACUGCACUUUUUGCAAAAAUUGCGUCAAACUGGGGGCGGAACACGUGAUCGGAGAGGGAGGAACAAAAUUUCCGUGUCUGGCUGAUUGUCCCUCCGAAUUUAACUAUUCUGUUUUAAAAAUGGUCUUAAAUGAUAAGGUUUUCAAGCGGUUAUGUCAGAGGAAGCAAAUCGAAGAAAUAAAAAACGCCAAUGUGGACGGUUUGGAAACUUGCCCGUUCUGCGAUUAUGUGAUGGUGCCAGAAGAAGGCGAUAAAAUAUUUAAAUGUGGAAACAUUGAGUGUAUGAAGGAGUCGUGUCGAGAGUGCCGUCAUGUGGCCCACAUACCUUUAAAAUGCUCCGAAAUUGAAUACGAUGAAGAUGUUAAAUUGCGAACAUACAUUGAAAAUGAAAUGUCCGAGGCUUUUCUUAGGACCUGUCCGAGUUGUUCAAGAAAGUUUUACAAAGAGUCCGGUUGUAAUAAAAUGACUUGUCUUUGUGGGGCUAAAAUGUGCUACAUUUGUAAAGUUGCGGUUCAAGACUACUCACAUUUUGGAAAUGGAAGGUGCCCACUUUUUACCGAAAAUUUGGACCAGCUUCACUUUGAUAAUGUUAUACGAAGGGCACAAGCUGCGAAAGCUCAACUGGGGGUGGAUAAAAACCCCAACAAGUUGAAAUUCGAUCCAACAAAGAAUUUCCAGUUGAAUUGAAACAUAUGUUGCAAUUAAUUGUUAAUAAAAAUUAAAAAAUAAGUGUAUCUACUAGUUAAAAUUAACAUAUUAAAUUAUAAUUUAAAUAAAAUGAAAUAAAAACCAAAAUAAAAAGCUUUAUACAUCUUCUAA
Molecule: messenger RNA, 2160 nt
Organism: Tribolium castaneum (red flour beetle)
Lineage: Eukaryota; Metazoa; Arthropoda; Insecta; Coleoptera; Tenebrionidae
Exons: 7
Coding region: 244-2028 (594 amino acids)
Biological process (GO): protein linear polyubiquitination; proteasome-mediated ubiquitin-dependent protein catabolic process
Cellular component (GO): LUBAC complex
Molecular function (GO): ubiquitin binding; zinc ion binding; ubiquitin-protein transferase activity
Source: RefSeq, a predicted model, not a curated record